AUGGAUCCUCGCUCCAACCGUUCCUGCUACAACUGUGGUGACGCCUCUCACCAGGCUAAGGACUGCCCCAAGAAGGGAACCCCCACUUGCUACAACUGCGGUGGUGAGGGUCAUGUCAUGCCCCAACCCCCCCCCAAGGAGCGUACCUGCUACCGCUGUGGUCUGACUGGCCACCUGUCCCGUGAGUGCCCCCAGGGCGGCGCUCCCGGUGGCUACAGUGCCCCCGGCGGCCAGGAGUGCUACAAGUGCGGUCAGGUUGGCCACAUUGCUCGCAGCUGCCCCCAGGGUGGUAACUACGGUGGUGCUGGCGGCUACGGUGGCGGCUUCGGCGGCCGUCCCCAGACCUGCUACUCCUGCGGUGGCUUUGGCCACAUGGCUCGCGAUUGCACCCAGGGUCAGAAGUGUUACAACUGCGGCGAGGUCGGCCAUGUUUCCCGUGACUGCACUACUGAGGCUCGCGGCGAGCGCGUGUGCUACAAGUGCAAGCAGCCCGGCCACGUCCAGGCUGCCUGCCCCAACUAA
Molecule: messenger RNA, 522 nt
Organism: Penicillium maclennaniae
Lineage: Eukaryota; Fungi; Ascomycota; Eurotiomycetes; Eurotiales; Aspergillaceae
Exons: 6
Coding region: 1-522 (173 amino acids)
Biological process (GO): positive regulation of cytoplasmic translation
Cellular component (GO): cytoplasm
Molecular function (GO): zinc ion binding; single-stranded RNA binding; mRNA binding
Source: RefSeq, a predicted model, not a curated record